Molecule: messenger RNA, 709 nt
Organism: Neopsephotus bourkii (Bourke's parrot)
Lineage: Eukaryota; Metazoa; Chordata; Aves; Psittaciformes; Psittacidae
Gene: SPCS2
Product: signal peptidase complex subunit 2
Exons: 5
Coding region: 72-677 (201 amino acids)
Biological process (GO): protein targeting to ER
Cellular component (GO): signal peptidase complex; membrane
Source: RefSeq, a predicted model, not a curated record
GCGCGCUCCCGUCGCCCCCCGCGCGCAACCACUCAGGAGCGCGCACGUCGCGUCGGAAGGGCGGAGACAAGAUGGCGGGCAAAGGCGGCAGGACUGGGCUGCUCGACAAGUGGAAGAUAGAUGACAAACCAGUGAAAAUUGACAAAUGGGACGGUUCAGCUGUGAAAAAUUCCUUGGACGAUUCUGCCAAAAAGGUUCUCCUGGAGAAGUACAAGUACGUCGAAAACUUCCGCCUGAUCGACGGCCGCCUCAUCAUCUGCACAAUCUCGUGUCUCUUUGCCAUUGUAGCUUUGAUUUGGGACUACCUGCACCCCUUUCCUGAAUCCAAACCUGUUCUUGCCUUUUGUGUUGUAUCAUACUUUGUGAUGAUGGGAAUCCUGACCAUCUAUACCUCAUAUAAAGAAAAGAGCAUUUUCCUUGUAGCUCACAGAAAAGACCCCGCGGGGAUGGACCCCGACGAUGUUUGGCAGCUCUCCUCCAGUCUCAAACGGUUUGAUGACAAAUACACCCUGAAGGUGACGUUCAUCAGCGGCAGGACCAAGCAGCAGAGGGAAGCCGAGUUCACCAAAUCCAUUGCCAAGUUCUUCGAUACCAACGGCACGUUGGUGAUGGAGGCCUACGAGCCCGAGGUAUCCAAGCUGCACGACAGCCUGGCCACGGAGAGGAAAACCAAGUGACCGGGAUGCUGCUGGGAAUGUGCUUGGUGAAC